UGUACUCUUAUCAAAACUGGUAGUGAAUUCAUGCAGCUGUGUCUCGUAUUUACAGUAGUGAACAGUCAGCGGAGUUUCAUAAGUCCGGUAGGUGGCAGUGAAUGUUUUCAGGUAGGGAGGGCAGGUUGGGGGGGCGUGUGUUGCUCUUGCACAAGCGCUCCCAUGUUGCGUAGUCUGAAACCUGACGUGGAGCGCAGCCGAACAGUGAGUGACAGAGUUGCGGCAGGGCAGAACAGAAAAGUGCCGGCGUUGCCCCUGCUCGCGCGCUCCUCUCCGGACCGACUGAGUCGCACGAGACUGGCUACACGCUCAGACACCGGUCGGCUGGCCGCGGGUGACCCGAGGAUCUCACUUUGACGAAAAGACUCGGGCUCCGCUGGCAGGAAAGGUGGAACUAAACUACAUUCAUUGACUUGAGAGCGAUGCACUGGCAGCAUGGCCAAGUGGUUCAAGGAGCACCUAGGAUUCAAAACUACCAAAGCACCCCCUCCGGCGCCUCCGAAACCGGACUACAGACACUGUCACACCGGUGUGCCCGGUACGCCUGGCUACCAACAAACAAGCUCCGGGGCCACCUUCCCGAGCCCCGCUCAGCCGGACAUCCUCGCUGCUUACAAACUACAAAAGGAGCUGGACUUCGAGGACCCGUACACUCCAGGUGGAAAUAUCUCAUUCGGCCCGAGCUUGAACACUGUGGGGUCGCCGGAUAUCAAGUAUGUGUCACCAAAACACCGACUUAUCAAGGUGGAAACAAUCGAAAAGAGCAGCCCAGCUCCAGGCGGCGGUGUUACAGUCACCCAAGCUGUUGCUGUAGCGAGUGUUAAAUCUCCGACCUCACCUCCUUCGGACCACGACAACAAGGAGAAGCUCAUUAUCCUUGAAGACUAUGCGGACCCUUUUGAUGCCGAGCAGGCUGGCGGGACUCAGACAAGUACAGAAAAAGUGACAACUGAGAAUGAUGGCUACAUGGAGCCAUAUGAAGCCCAGAAGAUGAUGGCAGAAAUACGAUCUGGUGGACGAGGACCUAAGGAAGGAUUGGUGAGGCAGCUGCCUCUGUACGACACGCCAUAUGAGCCAGCCGAGAAUGGUGGAGACUCCGACCCCGAGCGCUUGCGCUGCCCCAGGGAAAGCCGACUGCCCCAGGAUGAUGAGCGACCCCCUGAGGAGUACGACCAGCCCUGGGAGUGGAAGAAAGAGAGGAUUUCCAAAGCUUUUGCAGCUCUGCUUUGUUAUGACUGCAUUAGCAACGAGGGCUCUGUAAGUGACACUGGAUCAGGUCCCCACGGAAGAAAGGACUGCACCUCUAAAUCUCUCACAGUAGAGAUUAAAGUGAUCAAGGACCUACCGUGGCCCCCUCCUGUUGGGCAGCUCAACACCAGCCCUCCCGUGGUGGAGGAGCUGGAGUCUCCCUCCCAGACAGCUCAGCCCUCACCAGGACAGAUGAGCUGUGACCAGCACCACCAUGUCCAGUUUGAUGGUGUUGAAAAGUCUCGAAUGUCGCCUACCAAGGAGGGGAAAACCCGGCCGCUGCAGCGACACUCCAGUGGCUGUCUGGUCAACACCAAAAUGACUUCACUGGACCACUGCAGCUCCUCUCUAGGGGAGCGCAUUGACCCCUCCAUGCCCCUGGAGAGCCAGUUCUGGUACCAUGGAGCGAUCAGUCGGACGGAUGCAGAGUCUCUGCUCAGGCUGUGUAAGGAGGCCAGCUACCUGGUGAGAAACAGUGAGACCAGCAAGAACGACUACUCCCUCUCCCUCAAGAGCAGCCAGGGCUUCAUGCACAUGAAACUGUCACGGACGAAGGAGAACAAGUACAUCCUGGGCCAGAACAGCUGCCCUUUUGACAGCGUGCCUGAGAUCAUCCAUUUCUACUCCAGCCGCAAGCUUCCCAUCAAAGGUGCCGAGCAUAUGUCCCUGCUCUACCCUGUAGCCAUCAGGACACUAUAGUGCUCUGGGUCACCUGCAGACGUUGGCCCCUGCAGUACUCACUGCGCCACCCUGUGGCACCACGAUACCUGUCCUUCCGGACAGAAUCCAGUAGGCUCACAGGAAGACGUACAGUGGCAUCCCAAAACUGCUGAUCCUGACUCACCUCACUGGCCAACUGAUUACAGACCUGUUUUUCAAGGCCCACUGCAUACUAUCUUAUACUUACAGACUCAGUGCUGCAGAAGUCUUCAUUAUUUUAUUUUAUUUUAUUUAUGACAGACGCCCAUUUCGCUACAUUGCAGACUGACUAUCUGAUGAGCAUCAUUUCACUGAUUCUUGAUCUGAUUUCCCUUAGCACUUAACACUCAAAGAAAAAUAAAGGUACAACAUUGUAACAUUUGUCACUCGGUUGUACCUCUUUUCGUAUAAUGUUAUACCUUUCCCCUAAGAGUGCACAUCACGAAAAUGUUUUGCUCAUUUGGUUAGGCUCUGUUGAUGCUGUAAUUGUUUUGUGAGGGGACUUGAAGAUUGUAUGAGCCGUGUAAGGGAAGCGACAUUUAUGAGGCAUGUUGAGGGAUAUUGUCCACAUGGGCCCCAUACAGUGGCCGGGUUAUUGAAUAAACUGGCCUUGUAUGAACGGUGUGUCCCCAGCUGUGUGGAAAUAACAGGCCUGUGAACAGUGCAGACUGAUCUCUCUAUCUUGUCAUAGUGUAUGCUGUCUGCUAUCCAUCACUGAGUGGGUGUAUCACACCAGUGACAGUGUAAGUACCAUGGUGGUGAGACAGGUAGGAAAGCAUGAUGGAUGGGUCAGCCCAUCCGACACAGUACAAUUGGCUGAGGCUGGAGACCAGAGCCUGUCCAAAUGGACCAAAUUAGCCCCACUACCCCUGCUUGGAAUGGCUUUGCAUCAGGAGAAUGAAAUAUGCCUGCAUUGUCUACCUCAGAAAAUCAAUUUCAUUCGCCCAUCUGCAGAUCAAUAGGUACAAUGGGAUUGCAGACAUUGAUCUGCCCUCCCUUCGACAUUCCGAUUCCCUUAAAAUUGCAUCAUCGGUUUUAGGAAUAUGGUUUUUUUGAAAACAGUUAAUCCAAGAUUUUUUUAUGAAAACACAAGCAGCUUUUCCAGAUCAGCAAUUGUAUGUAUAGUCACAACGUGAUACUGUGUGAUGUCAGUUAGAAAUGUUUGGUUAAUGCCUUAUAAUGCAUGGAUCAGAUCAGUCCUCUAGAUCAGCUGAUUUCCAAUUCUGCUUUUAACGAUUGUUCUGUGACUGUAAUUUAUUCUGGGGUAAUUAUUACUGAUGUGUCAAUCCUUUGUGGUGGCCCAUCAGCCCCCCUCACCCUCAUUGUUCUGUGCCGAUGUGAUCGUGUUCUUUGGGACUACUCCAGCCUCUUUGACUGUGGUGCUGUUUUUGUUGUAUCAAGUCCUGUUAAAUGCACAUUUGCCUCGGUGGCCUGACUCUGGGACACGAGUCACGGCGUCUUCUGACCAACUCCCGUCAGACCUCACGUGAGACACGAUCUCAUUAUCCCCCCCCCCCAACACUGCUGACUAAUCACAGCGCAGCCUGCUUGAACGUGAUAAACGCUUAAACCUGUCUUGCAUCCACUUUGCAUUCAAAUCUCUCUAUCAUCUACCCCUUUACUACCAGAUGUGCAUACAUGUGUGACUGUGGGUGAGUAUGCGUAUGUGUGCACAGACUCUCUGAGUUCCCCUGUGUUUUUACCCAUGCUGCUACAAACUGGUGACAGCCCUUGCUUGAACCUCUUUGGUCAGCUCCUGUGUUCUCUCCCCUGAACUCAAGAAACUAGAAUUUGGCCCACUGACUCACUAAUUUUCAUUUCUUCUUGUAUUCACUCAUUUGACCACAGCUGAUUUCAGUAACUCAUAGGAAUGACUCGCCUGUCUUUUAACCUGCUCUCUGCAUUUUAUCCAAACAGACCCAAUGAGAUUACAGCUCACAGCAUAUAAAAUUGCUGACCAGUUACAGCAAAAAGGAGCUGAUUUGCCAAUAGUAUCCACACCAUGAACUGGCACUAACGAACCUGCCUAAUACUUGUAUGAUCAAACUGCCUCGCUCUUAUGAGUUGCAAAACUCUGUGGUUUAAAGAGCCAAUCCAAGUGAAAAUGGAAAAAGUCUGAGCUGAAAAUGACUGACACUAGGAAUUUAGCAAGCAUGACCACUGUACAUACAAAGUCAAACGCAUUUUGUCUUUGACUAUAUUUCUGCUGUGUGUGCUAUGCAAAUAUGAACUGCAGUCAUGGAAAGGGAAAUGAUUGUGUGCCUCUUCCAAAUGUUUAUGACAAAUGUGAUGGUACAAACUGUCCAGCAGGAAGAGACAUAAUCAACAGAAUGACCUGAUUAGUAAAAAUAGUUUGCAGAUAGUGGGAUGUAUGCAGAUGUUUAUUUCGUUGGUGCAGUAAGUGAACAGACCAAUGUUGGCGUCAUCAGAUAAGUGUGAGGGGUGUCUUUUCACGUCAUCAGGCAACCUCUGCAGCCAUAUUAAAGAAUAGUAUGUUGUUGAAGUGGACCUAUGUAUUUCUUUGAAAGAAGAUAACUUAAGGAGAAAUGCAAAUGAAAUAGAGUAUAUGUGUGAUGUGUUCUUUAUGCUCCGAAUGUUCCCUGUUUAAGAGAUCAAAUGUUGACAGUACAGGCUAUUUAUUUAGUUACUGCUGCUGAUGAGUAUUACUGUACUACAGGAAAGAGCCUGCGUGGCCGCACUGCCUUGAGAGAGGCCUUAGCUUUGGAGAAAGGGAAUGAAGGGAGGAGGAAAGGGAUUGAGGGGGAGACAGAGGAGAGUGUGUUCUGACGGGGUGUAGGAUUUGCUGCAAUCAGCAGACACACUCUCCACUUUCGUAUAUUUCUAUUAUGAGAACCUGAAAGAGCCCUUCUCCUCCCUCUGAAGUGUCUUAAAGCGCGCAUGUGUGUACACACAAAUGUGCAUGCAUGAAACAGUGUUUGUGUGGGUGUGUGUGCGUGAGUACUGGUGUAAGCAACCAUCAGCCAUUGACUUGCCCCGUGUGUAUCUUGUGUCUCACUUUACUGUGGUAAAGUGACACGUAUGAGUUUCCUUGUGUACAUUUUUGUGCCACGUAUGUAUGCACUACUACAACAUAUCUCUGUACAGUCCCUCAUGGCCAAAUGUAUAUACUGAAUGUAUUGUAUGGGGACAUAGGUUCAAAAUAAAUAAAAUUGGGUUUAUGAGUUUA
Messenger RNA from Scatophagus argus, 5134 nucleotides. RefSeq lists its product as uncharacterized. Bases 436 to 1947 code for a protein of 503 amino acids. The transcript is spliced from 8 exons. The record is from RefSeq and is a predicted model, not a curated record. Gene Ontology annotation, molecular function: phosphotyrosine residue binding. Lineage: Eukaryota; Metazoa; Chordata; Actinopteri; Scatophagidae.